This is a messenger RNA of Thyridium curvatum, 2112 nucleotides long. RefSeq lists its product as uncharacterized. Gene Ontology annotation, cellular component: nucleus; transcription factor TFIIF complex. The coding region runs from base 1 to 2112 and encodes 703 amino acids. The transcript is spliced from 3 exons. Gene Ontology annotation, biological process: transcription initiation at RNA polymerase II promoter; positive regulation of transcription elongation by RNA polymerase II. NCBI's taxonomy places the organism in Eukaryota, Fungi, Ascomycota, Sordariomycetes, Thyridiales, Thyridiaceae. The record is from RefSeq and is a predicted model, not a curated record. Gene Ontology annotation, molecular function: DNA binding; TFIIF-class transcription factor complex binding; RNA polymerase II general transcription initiation factor activity.
AUGAGUGCGCCUCCGUCCGGCUUGCCCAACGGGCGAAACCCGCCUUCCAAGGGCCCUGCGCCUUUGCGACGAAAGCCACGCCCAGCCGAUCCGCUUGUUGCGCGCAAGAAGCCGAUUGUACGGCCCCAACCCGGCCGGGGUCAGGCACAGAAUGCUCAGGGGGGGCCCAGCUCGCGCCCGCAGGGAGCAAUGUCUCUCUUAGAAAAGGAGGAGCAGAAGCGCAAUGCUUUCGAGCUCCAGCGAAGGCAGAAUGGAGGCUGGACCGAUCCUAUGCCCCCGCAAGCUCAUGACUAUCCGCUCGUGACCACAAAGCGCGAGCUUAGAGAGGGCAUACGCUAUCACGUCAUGCGCCUUGCUAGUGCCAAGGCGAACCGUGCUGGCGAAGAGGAAAAGGACAUUGACCCGACCAACCAGGACGAGUUCACGCGUCCCGUCUCCCUACAUCGACGCGACCCAAGGCAGCCUGCACCGGGCAGAGUAGUCAAGGAGAAGACACCCACACCUCCGCCCCCAACAGUGGAUGAGAAGGAGGCCGAGCGUCUCGCCCAGAUCAAGGCCGAGCGAGAGGCACAACGCGCCAGCGACCUGGCUCAGAUUGCCCCAGUCGCCAAAGAGCCUCACAAGCAGCGACAGCCCCAGCAGAAGAAGGAGAAGCCUGUUCAGGCAUACUAUCCCCGAAGCACUGCCGAGCAGAAGAAAGAGUCCGAAAUUCGCUACGAGGAAUCUCUGCCCUGGCAUCUCGAGGAUGCUGACGGCAAGAAUGUCUGGGUCGGUCACUACAUCUCGGCCCUCUCCGAGGCCAAUGUGGCCUUUGUAAUUAGUGGAAACGGAUUCCGCAUGAUUCCCCUUGAGAAGUAUUACCGGUUCACGCCCAAACCCCCGUUUCAGGCGUACACCAUUGAGGAGGCUGAGAAGCUUAUGGACAAGAAGUUCGACCCAGGCCGCUGGGUGAUGCGGGAGAAGGAGAAGGCCAAGGCAGAGGAAGAGUAUGAAGCCACGCGAAUCUUCACCAGCGGCCGUGCUCGCGUCAAGACCGAGAGCAGCACCUACCGGUCAGCGCCGCGGUCCGAGAAGGUGGACCAUGACGACCUCGACUUUGAGGGCGAUGAGUUCCAGGAUGACGAUGAAAACGUCGGUCUGGAGCCCGACAACGAUGAGGACGCCAGGGACGCCCGGGAGCGCAUGCGUCGCAAUCACCUUGGCGCGAAUCUCUUCGGCGAAGGUGAUGAAAAGGAAGUAGAGAAGCAGGAGAUAGAUGAUCUGAUGGCUGAACUGAAGAGGAAGCUCGAUGGCAAGAAGCUGCGCAAAGCGCUUGCUAAACGGGAAGAUGCUCUGGAGUACGAGAGCGACUCGGAUGAGUCCAACCCCUUCGGCGAAUCUUCCUCAAGCGAGGAUGAGGCAGAGAAGGACGAAGAGGAGCAAGGUGAGGAGAAGAAGGACGAAGACUCCAAGGACAAGCUUGAUGUCAAGCUUUCUUCGGGGGCUGCUUCCAAAGGCAAUACCACCCCCUCGGGUAAGCACAGACUAGGAGAUGCGAAGAAGGGCAAGUCCUUGAAGCGACCCGGCUCUCCGAAUCUUUCGGAAUCUAGUGGCAACGAAUCGUCUCGGAAGAAGGUCAAGAAGCACGCCACGGGCUCUGUGCAACCCAGCCGUUCGUCCACGCCUCUUCCCGGCCAGCAGCGGUCUCGGGCCAAGGGAGGGGCCUUGAGCGACGGCGAGGCCACCGCAGGUGAGAUGUCGGACGGCGGUGUGACCAAGAAGAAGAUCAAAAUCAUUGGUACCGGUGCCAGGGGAACACCAGUAGGCUCGAGGGCUGGCAGCCCUGUUCCUUCUCAAGGGGCCGCUUCCGUUUCGCCCACCAAGGGCGGAGCCUCCACGCCGAGAGCUACCUCGCCUCCCCUACCGGUCCAAGCGUCCGAGAUUGUCAACGCGCUGAUUGCGGCCCAGCCGGACGGCAUCCAGAUCGGGAGCCUGCUCAGGCAGUUCGGCAAUCGGGUUGGCGAUGCUCCUGGCCAGAUGCCACGCAAGGACUGGAUCAAGCUGGUCAAAGACAAUGCUGUUCUGGGAGAGGAUAGAAUGCUGCGGCCAAAGCCUGCAGCUCAGUCGCCAUGA